AUGUACGUGGACGAUUUGUUGACCGGUUCUAACGAUUUAAUAGAAUUACAAAAAUUAUGCAAAGACAUAUAUGAUGUCUUAUCAUCCGCUAAUUUCAUUUUAAGAAAGUGGAUUUCUAAUAAUUUUCAAGUAGUUUGUGGCUUCAAAGAUAACAAUAUCUCAAAUGCAAUUUUAGAUAUAGGUGAUAAAGAAAGUUGUAAAACUUUGGGAAUCCAAUGGGACAAUAAAAAUGACAUUCUAAAAUAUACAAUUAAACAAUUUACCCAUCGAAACACAAUUACUAAACGUCACAUUCUUUCAAUUAUUGCUCAAAUUUACGAUCCUUUAGGGUUAUUAAGCCCUUCAAUAGUUAUUGCAAAAUUAAUAAUACAGAAAUUAUGGUCCCUACACAUUAGAUGGGAUGAGCCUAUUCCACAAGAUAUAGAACAAACUUGGUAUCGAUUUCAGAAUGAACUUGGCAGUUUAAAUCAAUUAUCUAUUCCUAGAAAUGCUAUUUAUUCAAAUUAUGUACUUACAGAUGUCCAUUGCUUCUGCGAUGCAUCGAGAGAUGCAUAUUCAUGUUGCAUAUACUUACGUAGUGUUGACGAUAGCGGAAAUUAUAACGUUCAAUUACUAUGUGCCAAAACCAAAGUGUCGCCGCUGAAGACAAUAACAAUUCCAAAACUUAAAUUGUGUGCUUGUCUUCUAGGAGCACAACUAGUAAAUACUGUGGUCAAUGCCUUCAAUUUAAAAAAUAUUCAUUAUUGUUUGUGGUCCGAUUCUCAAGUCGCCCUAUGUUGGAUUAACACGGAACCCAAUUUAUUACAGACCUUUGUUGCUAAUCGCGUAUCUAAAAUACAAUCUCUCACGAACAUUGAAAAUUGGAGGUAUGUUAGUACUAAGGAAACCCUGCAGAUUUAG
Molecule: messenger RNA, 900 nt
Organism: Diorhabda carinulata
Lineage: Eukaryota; Metazoa; Arthropoda; Insecta; Coleoptera; Chrysomelidae
Exons: 1
Coding region: 1-900 (299 amino acids)
Source: RefSeq, a predicted model, not a curated record